Molecule: messenger RNA, 3813 nt
Organism: Strongylocentrotus purpuratus (purple sea urchin)
Lineage: Eukaryota; Metazoa; Echinodermata; Echinoidea; Camarodonta; Strongylocentrotidae
Product: ruvB-like 2
Exons: 14
Coding region: 86-1486 (466 amino acids)
Biological process (GO): chromatin remodeling; regulation of transcription by RNA polymerase II; box C/D snoRNP assembly
Cellular component (GO): NuA4 histone acetyltransferase complex; R2TP complex; Swr1 complex
Molecular function (GO): ATP hydrolysis activity; DNA helicase activity; ATP binding
Source: RefSeq, a predicted model, not a curated record
UUCAGGGGACGACCCUUUUGGACAUUUCAGCUUUGAGCCAAUUUAUUGGCGUCGCGCGCCAUCUACGGGCAGAUCACAGAUCAAGAUGGCAGCGUCAACAGCACAGAAGGUCCAGGAGGUUCGUGAAGUGACGAGGAUCGAGCGGAUAGGAGCUCAUUCCCACAUCAGAGGUCUUGGUCUAGAUGAUGCCCUGGAAGCAAGGAAUGUCUCUCAGGGGAUGGUUGGACAAACUGCAGCCAGGAGAGCUGCAGGAGUCAUCCUGGAGAUGAUCAAGGAAGGUAAAAUAGCAGGGAGAGCAGUCCUUAUUGCAGGCCAGCCAGGUACUGGCAAGACUGCUAUAGCUAUGGGUAUGGCUCAAGCCCUUGGUCAAGACACACCCUUCACAGCUAUAGCUGGCAGUGAGAUCUUCUCGCUAGAGAUGAGUAAGACAGAGGCUCUCACUCAAGCUUUCAGAAGAUCUAUCGGAAUCAGAAUCAAAGAGGAGACUGAAAUCAUUGAAGGAGAAGUGGUGGAGAUCCAAAUCGAUAGGCCAGCGACUGGAACAGGUGCCAAGGUUGGGAAGCUGACUCUAAAGACGACCGAGAUGGAAACGGUUUAUGACCUCGGAACAAAGAUGAUUGAAUCUCUCACAAAGGAGAAGGUCCAAGCAGGUGACAUCAUCACGAUAGACAAGGCUACAGGCAAGAUCAAUAAGCUUGGAAGGUCAUUCACAAGAGCCAGGGACUACGAUGCUAUGGGACCACAGACUAAGUUUGUUCAGUGCCCCGAAGGUGAGCUUCAGAAGAGGAAAGAAGUCGUCCACACGGUGACGUUACAUGAGAUAGACGUUAUCAAUAGCCGUACACAGGGGUUCCUUGCUCUCUUCUCAGGAGACACCGGUGAGAUCAAGCCGGAGGUGCGAGAGCAGAUCAACGCCAAGGUGGCUGAGUGGAGGGAGGAAGGAAAGGCAGACAUUGUACCAGGGGUUCUAUUCAUUGAUGAGGUUCACAUGCUGGACAUUGAAAGCUUCUCAUUCUUGAACCGAGCUCUAGAAGAUGACAUGGCCCCGGUCCUCAUCAUGGCUACUAACAGAGGCAUUACAAGAAUUCGAGGCACCAGCUACCAGAGUCCUCACGGAAUCCCUCUAGACUUGUUGGACAGGCUACUCAUCAUCUCCACAUCAACCUACAAUGAGAAGGAGUUGAAGCAAAUCUUGAACAUCAGAUGUGAGGAGGAAGAUGUUGAGAUGACUGAUGAUGCGCUGACGGUCCUGACGAGGAUUGGUUUAGAGACAUCAUUGAGAUACGCCAUUCAGCUCAUCACAGCAGCAAACCUCGUCUCCAGGAAAAGAAAGGGUACGGAGGUAGAAGUAGAUGAUAUCAGGCGCGUGUAUUCUCUCUUCUUGGAUGAAUCAAGAUCAACACAGUUCUUGAAAGAGUACCAACAAGAUUUUAUGUUCAACGAGGUGGACCCAGCAGGAGAUAACGAUGAGGAGAUGGAUACAUGAGGAGUUCUCAUCCAAGCUUCAAACCCCUCAUUUGUUUUGUCAACAUAGCAUCUAUUUAUUCACUCUGUGCCUCGGAUACCGGUCUCCUAGAAAACUCCAAAACUUUACUCAAGUAUACUGCUCAACCAGAAAUUCUCACAAAGAUACUUCCGUGAUUAAUGCAAAUGCAGUGUUAUGCCACUUGUGUUUUUAUUAUGCGUGGCUUGAAUCUUACGCAAAUUUGAACCAUUUGCAAAUAAUAAUAACAAUAAUCAUCACAUUUCUAUAUCACUUAAUACUAGUAACUAGUAUGUUUCUAAGCACUUUACAUUGUAAUUAUUAUUAUCCCUGUUUACUAGAAGACGUAUCCAACAUUUGAGAAGUACACAAAUUCAUGUACAUCUCUGCUUCCUAUCCAGCUAACAAAAAGAUUAGAAUAAACUAGAGUCUACAACAGCUCCAUGUUGAAUCGAUCUUUACUCAAAGAAUCAUCAAUCUACAUAAUUUACUCAAUGUUUCUUCUGCUAGGAUAAAAAGGAGUGCUAUUUCCCUCAAUAAAAUGCGGGGUCAUUUUUGUCGUGUUGCUGCGCAUUUCCAAGCCUGCAUGUUAGAGAUUCUUGGCCCGGCACACAGUUUUGAUAUUGAGGUGCAAUGCCGUGUCUUCUUGUAAAAGCUGCUUCUUGGCUUGGAAAAGCCCUUCCCCUCCCCCUCUUAUUAUUUUUUAUUUUUUUUUAAUUGAACACUUAUUUUCCCUAAAUAAAGAUUUAGGGCCCAUCAACCCAGGGUUGGGUUUAAAUGAAUUAGGUGAAUACAGACAUUUCUGUUUCUGAGUGUAAUAAUGGAUGUUUUACCUUGUACUUAUAAACAACUUUGUAAAAGAAUUGACUGCUUUUGUGACCAUGUGAAAUAUCAAAUGGGUUGAAUAGGACCUUUGAAGAAAAGAAAAAAGUUUACCGGUAUGGCCUUUGGAUUUCCUGCUAUCUGUAUCCUUAUCAGUACUUUGUAUACACACGUGGUAAUCAGGUGACGACCUUUGACUACUGAUUUAUAUUGUUGGCAGUGAGGCAAACUUUCAGAGAAUCUCUGUGUGCCCAAGACGGGGAUGAGUAGAGUGAUGUUGAGAUAAGGGCAAAAGUUCGAUUCAUUUGCCGACUUAUUUACACUUGGUAAAUAUGUAGCUAACUGAAAAUUAUAGUUAAGGCAUGAUCAGGGCCCCGUUUCACAAAACUUGUCAUCAGUUACUAAUGUCAGUUUUUGUUUUAAGCUAGUAAAACCCUUGCUUCUGAUUGGUUAUCAGCAGAUUUGUGACUGAUUUUAAUUGAAAAAAGGCUGUGUGAAACAGGUCCCAGGACUCUGUUUACAAGUGUGUAUUAUCAGCUGAUGUGUAAAUGACCUUAGAUUACUGAGAAGUAUUGUUUGGUACUGAGCCAUGCUUUGAGAAAGGUUUUGGUGCCAAAGGCAGGGAUAAAACAAUGUAUUAGACUAAUUAGCCAUGCUAUUACUGGAAUAUUGAUAUUUGGGGAAACAUUCGAUUCAUUUGUCGACUUGACAUCUACAAAGUGUGAAUAAUCAGCCGAUGUGUAAAUGACCUCAGAUUGCUGAUAAGUGUUGUUUAGUACAGAGCCAUGCUUUCAGAAAGUUUUGGGUAUUAAAGGCAGGGAUAAAAUAAAUAAAUCCCAUGACUUAUUAGCUUGCUUUUACCUUUACCGUUUUUACAUGCUAAUCCCAAUUUUGUACUCGUCAUAUUUGUUUGAGAAAAUCAAAUGAACUUCAGGGAUGCCAGUUUUUAGGCAAUAGCCUGAAUUCUGGCGAGUUAUUUUGAGACCAUAGUUCAGGCUUUUUUAUGUACAAAAUAGCUCAUUCUAGGUGAUUUUCAGACCCUCUGAUAAAUUCUAACUGGCAUCCCUAGAACUUGAAAAUCAUGCAUUUUUGUUAGUUAUUUGUGCAGUACCUUAUGAUAUUAAUAAUGAUAAUACAAAUGCUGUUAUUUGUACUUGUUAUAGUGGCACUUUGAAAUAGGACACAUUCGUUUGACCAUUGCAAAACACCAGGGCAGCUUUUCACAAACGCAUCACAAGUACAAAUUCGCCGAUAACCCAUUGAAAUGUAUUCAAUUCAACAUGUGUUUCAAGGGGAUGUCAGUGAACUUAUACUCAUCACGGUUUUGUGAAACAAUGCUCAGGUGGUAACCUAAAUCUUUCUUCUCCUGUCGUGUGUAGUUUUUCUCAUACUUUGAUGUCGGCUGUGUUGUAACUAUGUGAAAUAACAGUUGUACAUUUCUGUUUGUUGCAGUUUUCUUUGCAUUCCACCAAUAAAAUUAUGUACAUCCUUUUGUUAAUGAAAAUUAA